This is a messenger RNA of Aspergillus pseudoviridinutans, 843 nucleotides long. RefSeq lists its product as uncharacterized. The transcript is spliced from 2 exons. The record is from RefSeq and is a predicted model, not a curated record. Bases 1 to 843 code for a protein of 280 amino acids. Lineage: Eukaryota; Fungi; Ascomycota; Eurotiomycetes; Eurotiales; Aspergillaceae.
AUGGCUGCAGUUCGGCCUCAUACUCUGCAUAGCCUGGGACCGGUCCACCCCCCCAAAGUCGAGAAAAGGGCCAUCAAACCCUCCAUCGCGAGACAUGUCAACAUCCGCGUCAACGAUCCGCUCGAUCAUGACGCACCGGCCAUUCUACACGAACCUCGCAGUUAUAGCGCCGUCGAAGCCAAGGGAUCAGCAGUUGUACUUGUAUCGGGCGCUGGUGGGGGGGUGAGCGGACCAUCCGGGAUUUACGCAUCGCUUGCUGACAAACUUGCCCUACUACUUGGCAUCCCCUGCAUCCGACUUGACUAUCGACGACCAGCGAGGACGGAGUACUGUUCCGCCGACAUUGUAGCCUCUUUCACCUACCUGCGCGAGCACUUCAAUUCAUCGAGCUUCGUCCUCGUCGGCUGGUCCUUCGGCGGAAGCCCGUGUUUCACCGUCGCGGCCGAGCAGCCUGAGUGCGUCCGUGGCGUGGCUACUGUGGCCUCACAAACGGCUCAAACGACUGGGAUCCAAAAAUUGAGUCCGCGACCGGUCCUCUUGCUGCAUGGGACCGAUGAUACGGUGCUCUCGCCGACGUGCUCGGAGACUUUGUACAGGGAGUAUGGAAAUAAAGGUCCCAGGGAGUUGAAGCUGCUCCCCGGGGAUGAUCAUGGACUCACGAAGCAUGCGCCUGAAGUGGAAAAGAUGAUCUUUGAGUUUGCUGCUAAGACGCUUGGCUUUGAGAAGCUAUUAAACCAGAACACCAUCCUGGAGCAAGCGGGCGAGGAUCUGGUUGAGAGUAGGGAUGAGAGGAUUAGAGAGAUGGGUGAAGGGCAUGAUCUUGAGGGUGGCGAGAGGUUGUGA